UAUCAGCUGAUCGCACUCCGCCCAACGAAUACAGAUUCACCCGAAACAGUUCUCUUCUAUUUUUACGGUUGUGAUUUUUAUAUUCAAGGUUAGAAAACAGUUAAACGUUUUCUUAAACCGUCGUUUUGCAGCGUAAAGUGUCGCGAGAUUUCAUUAAGUAAUUCAGUGCGUGCACAUCGGCGUGACAACAAUCAUGAAAGCUGCUGCGAUGUCGGUUUGGAUAUUUAUUAACAUCCUCUGCUUUGGUAUGUGCGGCUACUUGUAUUUAAUAUGGUAUCAAUACUGGAUGUAUAUAGAAAAGCAGAAGUUAUUUGGCAAAACGUCAGAAGGUCCACAAAGGACUAGCCUUAGUUACCAAGAUCGGUAUACAGCUGAAAGGAAACCAUCUGAAUUAUUGUUUAAUUCUACUUUGAAAAUCGAUUUUCUUCGGAAAAAUCGGAGGUCAGCUGUCGGCGGCUUCUGGAGUAGUGGCGUGUCUAUUCGAACUUCUAACAAGACUUCUGGUUCCUACAUCCAGCCGUCCAAUAACAUAAUAAGAAAGAGCAACGGCAGUCCCAGGUUCCCCAACAUUCACAGGCCGCUGUUAGAGUUCGACAGCGACAAAUACAUUUGCAAUGACUUAUUAUCAGCAGAAUGUGAAGAGAAAACCGCAGAAUUUAAGAAGCUACUGCUUAAGGAGUUUCACAGGGUCCUUAUGGGUGAAAGCAAAGUUUUUAAAUCAGGGUUAGACGCUCAUAACACGUAUGAUGUUAAAUAUGACAACAGUAAUCGUAAAGAAAGUUCAAGAGAGCAGGUGAUGUGUGCUCUUAAAGGUGUGAAGGUGCGGACAGUUACAGCUGAUGACGAACCAUUUGCGCGACUUGGGUUUAGAAUACCAAGGGCACCAUUACAAGAGGAACGUCACUAUAAUACUUGUGCAGUUGUCACAAGUGCUGGGGCGCUGCUUGGCUCCGAUUUAGGAGAAUUUAUAGAUUCUCACGAUAUGGUAUUGAGAUUCAACAACGCGCCCACGGAAAAUUAUACAGAAAGUGUCGGCUCCAAGACCACUUUCCGAGUUCUCAAUUCGCAGGUAGUAUCUAAGCCUGAAUUCAACUUUUUGGAGGACCCGCUGUAUCGCAAUAUUUCCAUUAUAAUAUGGGACCCUGCAAACUAUACUGCGACAUUGGAUGACUGGUACCACAAUCCAGAUUAUCCUCUAUUUCCUGUUUAUAAGAGGUUACUUGACCAAAAUCCGAACGCAGAUGUCCAUUUAUUGAACCCACAAGUGCUAUGGGCAUUGUGGUCGGUACUCCAAGACACAUCGCCGUACCGCCUGCGUAGAAACCCACCGUCAUCAGGUUUCAUAGGUCUAUGGUUCGCGCUGCACCGCUGCGCGCGCGUGCGCAUGCUCGAGUACGUGCCGUCUGCGCGCGCGACGCGCCGGUGCCACUACCACGCGCCGCACGCCGACGCCGCCUGCACGCUCGGCGCCUGGCACCCACUAGCCCAUGAGAAAACCCUCGCAGAGACCAUGCGUGAUAACGAUGAUAUACAAGUCUUUCAGAAGGGAGUUAUUGAUGUACCUGGAUUUCGUAGUAUUGUUUGCCCUUAAUUAAGGUGCUGUUCAGGUUUCAAUCUUGGUUUCAAUGUUGCCAAAAUGUGUAUAAGGCGAAGGAGUAAGUCACCCUCUAGCCCAUGAGAAAACCCUCGCAGAACGCAUGCGUGAUAAUGAUGAUAUACAAGUCUUUCAGAAAGGAGUUAUUGAUGUGCCUGGAUUUCGUAGCAUUAGUUGUCCUUAAGUGUUAUGCUAUUCAGGUUUAGUUUUCGAUUUCAAUGUUGCC
Molecule: messenger RNA, 1820 nt
Organism: Helicoverpa armigera (cotton bollworm)
Lineage: Eukaryota; Metazoa; Arthropoda; Insecta; Lepidoptera; Noctuidae
Gene: SiaT
Product: beta-galactoside alpha-2,6-sialyltransferase 2
Exons: 5
Coding region: 194-1591 (465 amino acids)
Biological process (GO): sialylation
Cellular component (GO): Golgi apparatus
Molecular function (GO): beta-galactoside alpha-2,6-sialyltransferase activity
Source: RefSeq, a predicted model, not a curated record